AAAAAAAGUUCAAGAUCAGAUUCGACCCUUGCUUCAACAGCUCAACGCGGCCAUACUCGAGAACUAAUUGUGCAACAUACAGUUGCGAUUUCCACCAUACGAGUUUGAAACUCCUCCGAACUACAAUCGAAUCAAAGAAGCUAUACAACGGCGGUUUGGCACCGCAAUGGACCAGCCAAUGGCCGAUGCACCAGCGGCCCAGGUCAAGGUGACCUUCACCACGACCGAGGCCGACCUGCAACUCCCUGAGAGCAAGCGCCAGCUCCUCGUGCCCGCUGAUAUCCGCCGCUAUGGUCUAUCCCGAAUCCUCAACUCCGAGUCGAUGCUCGACACGGGGUCCAUCCCUUUCGACUUUCUCGUCAACGGCAGCUUUCUCCGUACCAGCCUAGAGGACUACCUCACAAGCAACGGUCUUUCGCUCGAAACAAAUCUUAGCCUACAAUACGUGCGCAGCCUAAUACCUCCAGUAUACGAGGCAAGCUUUGAGCAUGACGACUGGGUGAGCGCCGUCGACGUCCUCUCGGCGAGCUCACCAUCUGGCCGCUGGUCGGGCGACAGCUUCCAGCGCGGCCAGGACCGGGUUCUGUCCGCUUCUUACGACGGCCUGCUGAGGAUAUGGAAUGCCUCCGGGCAAGUGAUCGCAAUCUCCCCGUCGGGCAGCCACGGCGGCCAUACUGCAAGCAUAAAAGCUGCCAAGUUCCUCACCAGCUCCCAACUCGCCUCCGCCGGAAUGGACCGAACGGUGCGUGUGUGGAAGUACACCGAAUCCAACGACUUCUCCUCGGGCGACCUCAAGCCGACACUCGAACUCUACGGCCACACCGCGUCGAUCGACUCGCUCGAGGUCGACGGAGUCUCUAAGCGCGUGCUGACGGCUUCGGCCGACGGCGCCAUCGGCUUCUGGAGCACGUCCAGGACCUCCAGCCCGGAAGCCGACGCCUCCCUCUUACCUGGCGCGCACGGCUCGAAGCGGCGCAGGGUGAACCCAUCCGUCUCAACGGCGCAGCGGGGACCCCUUUCACUGAUGGCGAUCCACAACGCGCCCGCAAGCGCCGCCAUCUUCGACCCGCGCGACCGCACCGUCGCCUACUCGGCCUCGCACGACCACACGGUCAAGACCAUCGACCUGACGACGGGGAGCGUGGUCAGCUCGCUGGCGACCUCACACCCGUUGCUGUCUCUCUGCGCCCUGUCAUCCUCGUCCCGCGCCGGCGGUUCCUCGUCCUCCUCCCCGCUGCUGGCGGCGGGCACGGCCGCGCGCCACAUCACGCUGGUCGAUCCCCGCGUCAACGCGUCGGCAACCUCGGUCAUGACCCUGCGCGGCCACACCAACAAGGUGGUCAGCCUUGCGCCGUCGCCCGACAACGAGUACUCGCUCGUGUCCGGGUCGCACGACGGCACCUGCCGCAUCUGGGACCUGCGCAGCGUGCGGCCCGCGACCAAGGACGAGGGCGGCAUGGGCGCCGUCAGCGAGCCUGUUUAUGUUAUUGAGCGGGAGAGCAGGCAGGGCAAGAAAAGGCCUGUUGCUGGUGAGGGGUGCAAGGUGUUUGGUCUUGUGUGGGACAAGCUGGGCAUCUUUAGCGGUGGGGAGGAUAAGAAGAUCCAGAUUAAUCGGGGGAGGGACGUGGUGGGGUAGUGCAUACACUGUACAUACACUGAAAGUAAUGGGCAGUGGCGGAGAGGAGGGAAA
Molecule: messenger RNA, 1690 nt
Organism: Canariomyces notabilis
Lineage: Eukaryota; Fungi; Ascomycota; Sordariomycetes; Sordariales; Chaetomiaceae
Product: ribosome biogenesis protein YTM1
Exons: 1
Coding region: 167-1636 (489 amino acids)
Biological process (GO): ribosome biogenesis; ribosomal large subunit biogenesis
Cellular component (GO): PeBoW complex; preribosome, large subunit precursor
Molecular function (GO): protein binding
Source: RefSeq, a predicted model, not a curated record